AUGUCGACCCGCAAUCUCACCAACGUCCCCGAAGAAUCCUCCUCCCAAGAUACCAAUCCAGCCCCAGUACCACCCUCGCCAGGCCUCGCGACGUCACCAGCGCCGUCAACGCUGACAUUCUCAUCUGCGACUGGCUCGAGCCGAGCAGCGAGGAAACCCGCAAGCGUACGGACUCUAGGAAGGGCAUCGAGCGAGCAACUGUCGGCAGGCAGCUCCUCGACUGUGAAGCGGGCGACCUCUGUCUCCGCCGCGUCGCAGACGAGCAGCAGCUCGAGCAAGACCGUUCGAGCGACAGCCUCGGUGCCCCAGGUGCCCCCAGUGCCUGACCGUCCUGUCCAAAAGUACCGCCUGAACCCACGUUUACCUCACGAUAAAGAUGCGGAGCCAGCUCCGAGCACGAUCAUGUACUGGAGUCGGGCGUCGGUAUGGGGUGCUAUCCCGAUGAGGACGAUGCGGGCCCAUACGAUGACACUGGUGGACACUACGGCAUGGCUGAUUGGAGGGUGUGACGACAAAGAUAGCUCGAAGGACCUUUACUGCUUUAACACUGAGACGAUGCAAUGGACCCACCACGAUACAGUAGGCGACUUCCCGCCUCCAUCGCGCGCACACACGACGACUUUCUUUGAACGCAAGCUGAUCGUAUGCGGUGGUGGGCUUGGUUCGACGUAUUACGACACCGUCUACGUGCUCGAUACGACUACGCGGCGGUGGUCGCGGCCGCACAUCGCCCCUAACCCAAGCCCAGCACCCCGGCGAGCACAUUCGGCAGUGUGCUACCGCGGCAAGGUGUGGGUGUUCGGCGGCGGGAAUGGGCUCACGGCGUUGAACGACGUGUGGACCCUUGAUGUCAGCAACAAUGCAGGGGCAAGCACGUCGAAACCGAUGCGUUGGGAAGAGGUGCAGACAUUUGGGGUCAAGCCCGGCGCGCGGGGGUACCAUACGGCAAACCUGGUCGGGAACGUCAUGGUUAUCAUCGGAGGUAGCGAUAGCAAGGAGUGCUUCACGGACGUCUGGUGUCUGAACCUCGAUACUCUCGUGUGGACAUCCACGAUGAAGCCAGGCCAGCCAUCGCACAAGCGCCUCGCACACACUGCGACGCAGGUCGGCUCCUACAUAUUCGUCAUGGGAGGACAUACGAGCACUGAAUACGUCUCCGAGCUCUUGCUCUACGACCUUGUAUCCUUGCAAUACGAACUGCGUCCUCACAUGGUAUUAGGAAAGCCGCCCUCCGCUCGAGGAUAUCACGAGACGAUCCUCGCUGACAGCCGGCUCUUCCUAUUUGGAGGAUUCAAUGGGUAUACCGCCUUCGACGACGUCCACAUCCUCGAUCUCGCAGCUGGCGCAUAUCUGCCGCAGGUUACGAGCUUCUCGAUGGGCUCAGCUUGA
Molecule: messenger RNA, 1389 nt
Organism: Cyclocybe aegerita
Lineage: Eukaryota; Fungi; Basidiomycota; Agaricomycetes; Agaricales; Hemipholiotaceae
Source: the annotation of a GenBank genome assembly